ACAACAUCAAAGAAACACAACUAUUUCAUAGCGGAGCCUAUGGGUCAAAAACCAAUCACCGCCAUACCAGGGCUUGGGCAGAUUCUUGGACAAAGAUUGGCGGAUGCUGGCUAUCAUUAUGUGAGGAACAUACCAGUAACCUAUUCAAUAUUUAAG
Molecule: messenger RNA, 156 nt
Organism: Lottia gigantea (owl limpet)
Lineage: Eukaryota; Metazoa; Mollusca; Gastropoda; Lottiidae
Exons: 1
Molecular function (GO): DNA binding
Source: RefSeq, a predicted model, not a curated record